GGGGGUGGAUUCCCACAAUCCUUCGCGCUCCUACCAGAGGGCACGACAGCCGCCAUAUUGUGGCGACAACUCGGAACCGGUGAAGGAAUAAAUAUCCUUCGGAGGAAAGCAGGAGAGCGCAGUGAGGGGGAUAAGUGGUGGCGGCUCGGAUUCGCACGCAAAAAGGAGGCUGUCUAAAAGAAGGUACGGUCCCAGGAGUCCCACACCGACCGGGCACCAUCAUCAUGAGCGGCGGGACUCCGUACAUCGGCAGCAAGAUCAGCCUGAUCUCCAAGGCCGAGAUCCGCUAUGAGGGCAUUUUGUACACCAUCGACACCGAGAACUCCACCGUGGCGCUGGCCAAAGUGCGUUCCUUUGGAACAGAAGAUCGCCCUACUGAAAGACCCAUCCCUCCUCGAGAUGAAGUAUUUGAGUACAUCAUCUUCCGAGGCAGUGAUAUCAAAGACCUCACGGUUUGUGAGCCUCCUAAGCCCAGUUGUUCCCUUCCUCAGGACCCUGCUAUUGUCCAGUCAUCUCUGGGGUCCACCCCUCCUGCUACAUCAUUCCAGUCUGUCGGCUCCUAUAGGCCAUUCAGCCAGACUCCUGCAUCCAGCUACAGCCAGUUCACCCCCAGCCCUUUGGUGUCCCAGCAGUUUGGUGUUGGAAGUUCAGUGCCCUCCUUUGGCAGUGACACAGGCGCAAGCACGAGUGCAUCGCUGUCUACGUUCCCCCCUGACACUCGCUCGUUGACAACACGCCUAACAGAAGGUCAUUCCAGCCCUAAGCUGGAUCCCAUGAGGAAAAGCCCAACUCUGGAGCAGGCAGUACAGACGCCUUCUGCAGUUACCAAAGCUCCUCUUCCACCCCCCGGACGACGAAGUCCAGCUCUGAUUCGCCCUGCUGCCACCAGUAUUCAGAAGCCCUCAGAGGGCCAAGAGCAGAAGAGAGGUGCCAAUGCCCAAAAGGCCCUGCAAGCAGACUCUGAUCAAGGCAGGAACGAAAGCAAGGAUGCCAGUAAAAAACAAACAGCAGGCUCAUCCCAAGCCCGGCGCGGCCGUGGUGGAGGCGGGGGCCACCGUGGAAGGGGCCGCUUCGGCAUGCGCAGGGAUGGUCCUGUGAAGUUUGAGAAGGACUUUGACUUUGAGAGCGCUAAUGCUCAGUUCAACAAGGAGGAAAUUGACCGAGAGUUCCAUAAUAAACUCAAGCUGAAAGAGGACCGACCAGAGAAAACAGUCAACGGCGAGGACAAGGGAGACUCUGGUGUGGACACGCAGAACAGUGAAGAGAAUGCUGGUGAAGAUGACCCCCUGGGCCCCAACUGCUACUACGACAAGUCAAAGUCAUUCUUUGACAACAUCUCAUGUGAUGAUACCAGGAAAGCAGGAGACAAGUCAGUGUUCCCAAGAGAGCGGAGGCAGACUUGGGCUGAAGAGCGGCGUAUGAACGCUGAGACGUUCGGCAUCCCUCUCCGCCACACCCGUGGUCGUGGUGGUUUCCGUGGCCGGGGCAGUCGUGGUCGAGGUGCUGGUCGAGGGUCCUUUGGGGCCCCCCGUGGAGGCGGUACAGCCAGCACAAGUGGUGGCGCAGGUGGCGAGAGCAGUGGAUUCAGGGGCGGAUUCAGAGGCGGACGUGUCGGCAGGGAGUUCUCCGAUUUUGAAUAUGGGAAAGACAAAGUGGCAACAUAGUACCCCAGAAGGAGGCAUCAAGGAAGGAAAUGUAGUGCUUCAAUGGUCUAGAUCUUUUUCAACAGAAGAAAUAUACUUGCUGUAUACCUGUCACCAGCACUGGGGUAGACUGCUUGACUUCAGAGGGUGUAACUUCAGUUUUUUUUUUUUUUUUUUUUUUCCCUCCCUCCUUUUUCCUUCCCCACCCAUUUUAAAACAGAAAAUGUAUUGAUGUUUCAGUUCUGGUUAAAAUAUUACAAUAACUUGUUUAAAUACCAUACUUCAGUAUUUUUUUGCAUUGAUAGGUUUCUUUUCUAAAGUUGUAUUUGAUAAAGUUCCGUUAGAUGUACAAUAUGUACGCAGAAGCCCGCAGAUACUGUGAGUACUUAUCACUGAAAUAGCUUUAUUUUUUGGAUAUAUCCUGUAAUGUACCUUGACAGCAAAAUUGUGUAUAUAGUCAGUUGUUUCACAGUUACAGCUUUUUACCUUUUUAUGUGUGUGGGUUUUUUUUUUUUUCUUUCUUUUCUACUUCCCAUAUCCUAAUGGCUUGUUGUCCCACCUUUGUACUGCCUGCUGUAUUUUGCAGCUUAUCCUUGUAAAAGUGUUAAACUUCUCAACUGACAAAUUGUUCUUUCGGUCAUUGUAACAGCAAGAUUCCACAGUAAUUUGUUGAUGUUACAGCCAGGUACAUGUUGGCAUUUCUUAUCCAGCUUAAGGUAUGUUCCAGGCAAGUAGCUUCUUAUGCCUACAAGGGGGCCUGUUUACAUGGGGGAAGGGGUAUGAAAAGUAGGGCAAAACCUCCCUAAAGCCUCUGGAGGGUGUGUUGACCUGAGAGAGAAUUUUAAUUUCCCCCUCAAAAUACAAAUUGAAUGUAUUAACUGUCAUCAGUGAAGUUACUAACUUCUGUCUCAAGUGAUCAUGGUGUAGUGUAGUAUGUUUUGGGGAGCAGUUGUUUACUUGGUUGCUCAUUGACAUGGGUAAUGAAGACUGCUGCUACAUGUACUGCAGGUUUUAGUAAGCAAGCGAACUUUACGAAUUUAGUGGUGGUAAUUGUUGCCUCUGGUAGACUAAUGACUGAAUUUGGUUUGUCCGUACCUCAACGUGAUGAAAACGUGCAUGGCAUACUGUGACUUGUUGGUCAGAGAACUGGAAGUAAAUUGGAACUUCAGUCUAUUCGUUACCUCUAAAGGGUUUCUGUUUAAAUGCAAUGUGGAGUUAUAUUUUAAGGUAUCCAGAGGUUUUUGUUCAUACUGAUUUCACAGUGGCUUUAACCUUUGUAUGAUCAGGAUUUUGGGAGUUCAGUACUGCAUUGGAUCUUUGCUUUCACACUUUGCAUUGGCUUCAGGUGACAAGCCAAUAUUUGUCACAUUUCAAAGGGACAUUAUGUCCCCUCCCUGCCAAUUACAAACAUGAAGGCUCUAAACACUGAAGAAGGAAUUGCUCCAGCCCAGUAUAACUGAGUUAUAACUAGACUGGCACCUGGAUGUCAAAGAAUAAAUAGUACAGUAUUUGUUGCAGUUUGUGUAAUGUAAUGAUUGUAUGUCUUCAAAGAAUUUGGGGGGGGGGGGGGGGUCUCUGGUUUUGUGGAAGACAGAUGUGAAAUGGUUGAGGUCACUGGCUAUUAAUUUACCAAAACUUUUGUAUAAAGACAGAAAACUGUACCCCCCCCCCCACCAAUUUUAAA
Molecule: messenger RNA, 3327 nt
Organism: Scleropages formosus (Asian bonytongue)
Lineage: Eukaryota; Metazoa; Chordata; Actinopteri; Osteoglossiformes; Osteoglossidae
Product: protein LSM14 homolog A-like
Exons: 11
Coding region: 225-1664 (479 amino acids)
Biological process (GO): cytoplasmic stress granule assembly; P-body assembly
Cellular component (GO): P-body
Molecular function (GO): mRNA binding
Source: RefSeq, a predicted model, not a curated record